This is a messenger RNA of Parathielavia appendiculata, 547 nucleotides long. RefSeq lists its product as uncharacterized. The transcript has a single exon. The coding region runs from base 26 to 244 and encodes 72 amino acids. Lineage: Eukaryota; Fungi; Ascomycota; Sordariomycetes; Sordariales; Chaetomiaceae. The record is from RefSeq and is a predicted model, not a curated record.
UUGGUGUCGGAACGAAGCCGCCUUGAUGGCUGCAUUCAACGGACCUCGGUGGUUGAUCGGUGCCAGCACUGCAACCCCUCUUCCUUACAUACUUAGUCCUCUCCCAUGCCCAUCAACAGCAUGGUCAAUCAAUCACUUUUACCACCUUAAAAAAAUUCAAUCCACUGCUUUGACUGGGAAUAGCUUCUUCCAGCGCAUAUCUCAGCGGUCGUCGCCCUGCAGGUUCCAACAAUUGGCUUCCUGAAAUAAAGCAAGAGAAGGAACAAGCAGAGAAAGCUAUCUAGAAGCUAAACGAAGAGCUAGAAUAUAUCCUACGUGAUAAGUAGGAGCUUGCAAUUAAUUUAGGAAGGUUAUCUUCGGUUACCCGUUCUAAUCGAAACUACAGUGGAAAUGUAAUAAGAAGAAUGGAAAGCUAGGAAGUAGAGGAAAAGGAGGGAUUAAUUCAUAUCGUCAUUAGACGAAAAACCUUCUUCCUAAGCUCUCUCCUUUAGCGAAAGAGUGUAAAAAGGAUCACCCUGGUACGAUAGUCCAAGAAGAUAAAGGCCCU